CAGCUUUUGACCAAACUGCGAUGGAGACCUUCGAAAUCAACGAUCCAAAACCCAAGAAGAGAAGUAUGGUGAACUGUUCCAUAGCUAUGGUGGUCAUCUACCUGAUUCUGCUCACUGUGGGUGCUGGGCUGCUGGUGGUCCAAGUUCUGAAUCUGCAGGAGCGACUCCGGGACCUGGAGAUGUACUUCCCCAAUGACACGCUGGCCGUGCAGGACAGCCCAUCCUUCUCCUUGCUGCAGUCGGAGCACCCUGGGACACACCGGGCUUGGGGCUCAUCGGGGCUGAAAGCCUUGCAGGCCCAGCUCAACCGGGUCUGUGUCAGCCAGGAGUAUCUGCAGCAGUGGGUGGACAACUUCACUCGGAACCCAGAGCUAUUCGGAAUCAAAAGUGAACAAGGCGCCCCAGGUCUUCCAGGUCAAAGAGAGGUCCCAGGACCCCCAGGACCUCGGGGCCCACCAGGAAUCAAGGGAGAGGCAGGCCUUCAAGGACCUCAGGGUGCACCAGGGAAGCAAGGAGCCACUGGCUUCCCAGGACCCCAAGGAGAGAAGGGCAGCAAAGGCAAUGGGGGGCUUGUUGGCCUGAAAGGAGAAGCUGGAGUGAAGGGAGACAAAGGAGACCAGGGCUUGCCAGGAAGCAAAGGGGACGUGGGCAUGAAAGGAGAUACAGGGGUCAUGGGGCCCCCUGGAGCCCAGGGGAGGAAAGGUGAUCCUGGGAAACCAGGCCCUCCAGGUUUAGCUGGUGUUCCAGGAGCCAGAGGAGAUCAAGGACAACCUGGAGUGCAGGGUGAUCCAGGCCCUCCUGGUGCAGUGGGACACCCAGGUGCCAAGGGUGAGCCUGGCAGUGCUGGCUCUCCCGGGCUGAAAGGUUCCCCAGGAGGUCCCGGGAGUCCAGGAGCCAUGGGCCUGAAAGGAAGCAAGGGAGACUCAGGACUUCAAGGACAGAAGGGAACAAAAGGAGAAUCAGGAGUUCCAGGCCCUGCAGGCAUGAAGGGAGAACAGGGGAGCCCCGGGCUGGCAGGCCCCAAGGGAGCGCCUGGACCAGCUGGCCAAAAGGGAGACCCAGGAGGGCCAGGAUCUUCUGGGCAGCAAGGAGAAAAGGGACAAAAAGGUGAAAGAGGUGAAACCCUAAUGCACGUCAGGAUUAAUGGCGGUGGCUAUCGAGGCCGGGCUGAAAUUUACUAUAACAGAACCUGGGGGACAAUUUGCGAUGACAGCUGGGACAAUGCCGAUGCCACCGUCUUCUGCCGCAUGCUGGGUUAUUCCAGGGGAAAGGCCCUGCAUGGAGUGGGAGCUGGCACUGGGGAGAUCUGGCUGGAUGAUGUUGAAUGUCAAGGGUCAGAAAGCACCCUGUGGAGCUGCAGGAAGAAUAACUGGGGCUCUCACAACUGCGGCCACAGCGAAGACGCAGGCGUGGAGUGCAGGUGACCUGGAAGCUCUUCCUCGGCUCUGCUCGCAAGACAUCCUCUGGGUUAUACGUGAGGAGGCAGAGGCUCUCUGAGGGCCUCCCUGAGCAGCCUCUGGAGAGGUGUCAUUAAUAAAGCUCAAAUCACUACCUGGUAA
Molecule: messenger RNA, 1559 nt
Organism: Carlito syrichta (Philippine tarsier)
Lineage: Eukaryota; Metazoa; Chordata; Mammalia; Primates; Tarsiidae
Gene: MARCO
Product: macrophage receptor with collagenous structure
Exons: 17
Coding region: 21-1424 (467 amino acids)
Cellular component (GO): membrane
Source: RefSeq, a predicted model, not a curated record